Papaver somniferum (opium poppy) is the source of this 1974-nucleotide messenger RNA. Its product is annotated as B3 domain-containing protein Os03g0120900-like. Lineage: Eukaryota; Viridiplantae; Streptophyta; Magnoliopsida; Ranunculales; Papaveraceae. The coding region runs from base 97 to 1500 and encodes 467 amino acids. Gene Ontology annotation, molecular function: DNA-binding transcription factor activity; DNA binding. The record is from RefSeq and is a predicted model, not a curated record. The transcript has a single exon.
UAGGUGAGAAUUCUACUCUAAAUUUUUAUUCCGUUUUCUCAAUUUUCUUGUCUAGGGGUAUUGUACAGUUUCCAUCAAAGAAAAAAUAUUCUUGUUAUGGAGUUUGUUAAGGAAAGUAGAGAUGGGUUAUAUAGCGAUCAUCCUCAGGAAGAUCAAGAAGAAGAAGUAUUAAUGGCAGAUAAUAAUAGCACAACAAGUAAACAACUGUUUUCCUCCUCAUCUUCUUCUUCCUUUUCUUCACUCUCUCCAUCUUCUUCUUCUUCUCAGUACAGAAAUGUUGUUGUUCAUCAUCACCAACAACAACAGCAGCAACAACAACAACAGAUUCAUCAGUUACCAGCUAAUUUCUUAAGCGGAAUGAGUAAUAGCAGUGCUCCUGAAGUGAUUGGUGAAUUCAUAGAAAAAGAACACAUGUUUGAUAAAGUGGUAACACCCAGUGAUGUCGGUAAACUAAAUCGAUUGGUUAUACCUAAACAACAUGCAGAAAAAUAUUUCCCUUUAGAUUCAGCAGCUAAUGAAAAGGGCUUACUUCUAAAUUUUGAAGAUAGAAGUGGUAAACCAUGGAGGUUUAGGUAUUCUUAUUGGAAUAGUAGCCAAAGUUAUGUUAUGACUAAAGGUUGGAGUAGGUUUGUUAAGGAGAAGAAACUUGACGCGGGAGAUAUUGUUUCUUUCGAACGAGGAGCCGCCGAAUCUUAUAAAGAUCGAUUUUAUAUCGAUUGGAGGCGCAGGCCUCAGGCACCAGAUCUAUCUCUUCAUCAUCAUCAACAUCAUCAUUCUAACCCUCUUUCUUUCCCAAGAACUGUAAUUCCAUGGGGUACCACUCAUGCUAGACUGUUUUUCCCGCAAAAUUUGGCGGUUUCAUCAUCUACCCGCGAUCAUUUGCAGUUGAAUUAUGAUCACCAUCAUCAUCAACAGCAACAACAACAUUAUCAUUAUCACCAACAACAGCUUCAACAGAGAUUAUCAUCAUCGACCAGUAGUACUAGUUAUGGUAAUUACAGCAAUACUAAUAUGGUUAAUAACAAUCAACGGCCCGGCUCAGUUGUUUAUUUGAGAUCAUCUUCAUCACCAAUUACAACAAGAAUACCUGAUCAUCAAGCUCAUCAUCAACAGCAACAAGUUGGGUUAAUGCAACAGUACACAAGUGGGGAUAACCAUAAUAACAUGGCAAUGGUUUUCGACUCGGUUCCGGUGGUCCAUGGACAAGCUGCAGCUAAGAGAGUUAGGUUGUUCGGAGUGAACCUGGAGUGUCCUAUAUCAGAGGAUGACAAUGAAUGUGACAUUUUAUCUUCGACCACCAUACCAAUGAAUACAACGAUUGGGGGGUCAUCGAUUCAUACUCAUCAUCCUCAUCAUCAAAUAUUGAACAAUCCUUCUCAACCCAUUCAUUCUGCUCCUCCUCCUCAUCUACAAUUAAGGGUUUAUAAUGGAGCCCCACUUCCAACAAUGCCAACCGAGUUGCCUAAGAGAGGCAGACCAUCUUUGUCUUUCGACAUAUAAGAGACACACAGAAGAAAGUACCAAUCAAAAAUUAGGUGAACUUGACAGAGAAGGAUCAUUGUCGAAAUUAAUCUGCCCAGAAGAACAAUCAUUAAUUCAAAUAAAGGAAAAGAAGAUGAGAGAUGACAAGAUAUAGAGGGUAACCACUUAAGCGAUGUAGUUAGGAUGCUCAUGAACUGGAUUACAAUUUCACUCUCGCGUGAUAAUAUGAGGAUGAAAUUUUAAUUAGCUCUCUCUAUUUGUUCCUCACUCUCUCACUCAAUGGUCUCAAGCUAACAAUUGAACACCGAUAGAUCAACAGGGAAAUGCAUAUCAUCAGCAAGCGGUUUAUCGAUUUCUAUUGCAGCUAGUGGAUUACUACUACUGAAUUGAAUGAAGGUUUAUCUUGAUGAUGAGGAUAUUAUUUGUUAGUUACACACAUAAUAUAAGUUUGUGUUUGUUAUCAAGUUAAUCAAAUUAAGUUUUCUUGCAUCA